ACGUCAAGCCUGGUCAAAGGUUACUAAACGCAGUUAAAAGGUGACCUGACUGCUGAAGACAACAACAAUCUCUCGCUGCUGUCCUCCUUCUGGUACUACAAAACGUUUCCCACAGACAUUUGAAUAUGUCAAUCGUCAACGGACCAACCCCCGAAUCAGACGAGGCGUUCUUCGACGACGUCGCCUCGCUGAAAAGCCGCGUCAGGGCGCACACCGAUCCUGGCAGAAAACCUCUUGGCAAGGACGACAGCGCCGAGGAGUCCGAGGAUGGGGGGCGGGCACGCAGGGGGAGACCGCCGCUUACCAGAGUCCAGUCGUCACGAGACAUCGACAUCGUGGAGCGAACACGGUCCGUGGACGAGAUGAACCGAGCCCUCCCUGAUAUGGAGGCGGCCUACCACACCAUUCUCAGCAGCGUGGGGGAAGAACCGGCCCGACAAGGGCUGCUGAAAACGCCCAGCAGAGCGGCCAAGGCGCUCAUGUUCUUCACCAAGGGCUACCAGGAGGAUCUCCAAGGAAUUCUGAAUGAUGCAGUGUUCGAUGAAGACACAGAUGAAAUGGUGAUAGUGAGGGACAUAGAGAUGUUUUCCAUGUGUGAACAUCAUUUGGUGCCAUUCAUUGGAAAGGUUUCUGUGGGAUAUCUGCCAAACAAAAAGGUGCUUGGACUGAGUAAAAUAGCCAGAAUAGUAGAGAUGUACAGUAGAAGGUUACAAGUUCAGGAGAGGCUGACGAAGCAGAUAGCCCUGGCCCUGAGUGAGGCCAUCCAGCCUGCCGGAGUGGCAGUUGUGUGUGAGGCAACGCACAUGUGCAUGGUGAUGAGAGGAGUACAGAAACUCAACAGCAAGACUGUCACCAGCUGCAUGCUGGGAGUGUUCCGAGAAGAUCCCAAGACAAGGGAAGAGUUCUUGACAUUGGCAAGGGGAUGAGAAGGAUGGCUGGAAGUUUGCCUGAUAGUUUUACAUCUGUGGCCUCUAUUUGCAGCUCACUUCCUUCUCUACACUUAAAUCCCUCCUCACAAAAUAUUCUCUGGCUGCAAUUCUCUUUUAACACAAGAUAUCAUCCUGUAUGUAAAAUAGAUGGUAUUUCAUUAAAGAAAAUGGUGUAAGCAACUGUCAAUACAUUUCAAUUAUACCACCUGAUUUCAUGUAUUAGGGCCUUGUUGCCUGAUGACAGGGCAGAAUAACUGUGACAUUGUAACUAAUUGGAAACUGGCUUCCAUGAUAUUAGAUUGAGGUCAUUGGCCCCCAUAGCUGUAUUAUUUGUACUUCAGCCUGGACCUCCAUUUUUUGCCUUUUCACUGUUAAUUUCCCAGUGGGAAAUAUAUAAUGCUAGUUCACCUUUAUCCGUUCGGUAACCUAUAUCCAUUGCUUUUAAAAACAGGGUACUUGGAGAUAUCACGUCAAUGGACUUUGGUUUCAAAUUGCAAUACAUGUAUUUUCUGUACAUUGCAGUUUAAAACUACCACCUUUCGGCUUGAUGUGCCUAAAUACCCUGUUUUAAAAAACAAUGGAUAUAGGUUACCCCACGGAUAAAGGUGAACUAGCGUUACAUGUAUGUGGAGCUGCACAGCACCUACUGAGUGCUUAAUCCUCACUCUGUUAAGUUAUGCGACAGCCAGUAAAACUCUUAUGCAGAGAUGACUAUCUGACAGGUGACAGUGUACCUCAGUUAUCACUGACAUUGUAGAGUGGACUAUUUGUGUAGCACAUCUCUUCACCUUUCUGUGGAGGGACUGGAGAAGUAAGAGACUGAGGUCUGUUGCAAUGCUGCUCAGGGUUUUAAUCCCACCUAGAGGUUUCCUGUAAGUAUAAACAAUCAGUCGAAAAUCCCCAUUUUAAACUUUAAACAUUAUGGGAAGCAUUGUUAUGAGAAAUUAGCAGAUAUAGACUUGUAAAAAAAAUUGUGCUAAAACUGAAGUUGUCCCUAUUACAAUAUUUAAAAUUAGGAGAAACUAUAAUGCCAGGGUAUGUUUUGAUCAUAGCAUAGGGAAUGUACAAAAACAUUGUAAACAAUCAUGUUUAAUAACUGACUAGGACAGGGAAAACUAGUACAGCUUUGUGAUUUGAUAGUUGUGAAAGAUGUAUGCCUAUUUCUUUUAAACAAGCAUUUUUGUUAUCUUCACAAACACUACAUCCACAGAAGUAGUUUAAGAUAGCCUUAUUGUGGAAAAGGGUGCAAUAUCAUCAGAUGCCUGUCUUAAUAUUUAUUGCCUAAGUUUAUUUUGGUAGGCAAUCUACAUUCACAGUGACAUUACAUGAUGUUUGGUGGAAUGAAGUGGUGGGUAUCAUUGGAAUAUUUUCUGUUGUAGUAAUGUUACAUGUAAUGUUAGUUGAAAGUAUAUGUAAAUGUGAUUUUAAAUCUGUUGAAGAGAGUAAACCUGUUGAAGAGUGUUUCAAGAGUGAAAAGCAAACCAACAAAGUGAAACUAAACUCCAGAAGGGAUAUGUCAUUGAUGCAAUCAUGCUAUAUUAAAUACAUACAGUUGUACGUUGAAGUGCCAUUUUUGGAAUGGAUCAACUUCGCCAUCAAUUUUUCUGACAGAAAGUUUUGAGGAGUGGGAGUAGAAUGGUAAUUGUUUUAAAAGUUUUUUUUUUAACUCAGUUGCAAAUCAUGCUUUACCAUAUUAUAAUUAAGAAAUUGAGAUAUUAGAUAUGUAUUGCCAAAACUAAAACUGUUCAAUACAAACAUUACCAAUAAAAUGUCUUUAAUGUUAGAAAUAACGUGUACCUGAUUGUUUGAGAGUCUUGUUCUGAAUAAUGUCUUGUUGUUCUUCUUUAUACCAAGGAGGUUGAAAAAAGGUUUUUCAACCUCCUUGUUUAUACUAGACUGUUUGGUGCAUAUCUAUAAUGCCCCAAGAAACAAUAAUGGUGUCAAUAAAACAAUGUUUUGUUAAGCACCCUCUACCAUAACCAUUCACUCAAAAGGAUGCUAGCACAGAUUUUGUGUAUCAAAGAAAAUAAAUGAAACACCAACUGAA
Branchiostoma floridae (Florida lancelet) is the source of this 2976-nucleotide messenger RNA. Its product is annotated as GTP cyclohydrolase 1-like. Bases 126 to 926 code for a protein of 266 amino acids. The transcript is spliced from 6 exons. The record is from RefSeq and is a predicted model, not a curated record. NCBI's taxonomy places the organism in Eukaryota, Metazoa, Chordata, Leptocardii, Amphioxiformes, Branchiostomatidae. Gene Ontology annotation, cellular component: cytoplasm. Gene Ontology annotation, biological process: tetrahydrobiopterin biosynthetic process; tetrahydrofolate biosynthetic process. Gene Ontology annotation, molecular function: GTP cyclohydrolase I activity; zinc ion binding; GTP binding.